CAGUGUGUUUCUGACAGUGCGCAUGUAAACACGUUUUCGAUAAAACAUAAUUAACUUAUUACAAAUAUUUUGUGAUACGAUUUGCCGAAGAGAAAUACUGAACCAUGUCUUGCGAUUGUGAUUAUAUCUUGAAGAAAGAAGAUGUAGAGACGCAGCACUACUCCAAUUGCAGCUCUCUGGCAGGAGGGGCGGCCAAACUUAGAAACCCGGAUGGCACCUUGACAUUGAAUAACAAGCAUCUGAAGUCACUGGAUUCGGAUUACCUGUAUCAUUUGGGCAUAGACACCGGGAGCUAUGAUCUGUCCAUGUUUGAAGACGUUAAGUUUGUCUGCUUGGGCGGUAAGAAGCAUAGGAUGCACGAGUUUGCCAAGUACAUGACUAGAGUACUUGGCUUGGAGACAGGGGAGAAGUUGGUCAACUUGACCAAGCAUUCCAAGAGGUUCGCCAUGUACAAAGUAGGCCCAGUCCUGUCUGUCAACCAUGGCAUCGGAGUUCCGUCCAUGACGACCGUCCUUCAAGAGGUCAUAAAGCUGAUGUACUACGCCAAGGCUAAGGACCCCAUCUUCAUCAGACUGGGAACCAGUGGGGGUCUCAACGUCCCGGCGGGGUCCGUCGUGAUAUCCUCGUGUGGACUCAGCGGGACAAUGGAGAAGUCUUAUGACUUGCCAAUAUUGGGCCAAGUCAGACGUAUGCCAAGCAUCUUGGACGCGAGGCUUAGUCAAGAGAUUCUUCAGGUCGCCAACGGAAUCAAAGAAUUUAAUACCUACAUCGGGGCUACUAUGGGUGCUGACGACUUCUACAGAGGCCAGGGGCGUUUGGACGGGCCGUUCUGCGACUACACAGAGGAAAACAAGAUGGCGUUCCUGCGUAAGCUGGCUGGACUGGACGUGAAGAACAUUGAGAUGGAGGCAACAGCAUUUGCUGCCUUCACUUCUCAGGCAGGCGUGCGUGGUGCCAUCAUUUGUGUGACUUUCCUAGAUCGUCUCCACGGGGAUCAAGUUCUUACGCCUCCGGAAACUUUGGCCAAGUGGGAAGAGAGGCCUAUGGCUAUUUUAGGCAAAUUAAUCGCUAAAUACUGUGACAAAAAGGCUUAAAAUAGCAACGAAAUAAACUUUGAACGAAUAUGUUUUUUUUAGAUUUUAUUUUAAGAAUAAAAUAUUAGACCUAGUAAUUUAGGGUACAAU
This is a messenger RNA of Ostrinia furnacalis (Asian corn borer), 1184 nucleotides long. RefSeq names its product uridine phosphorylase 1. NCBI's taxonomy places the organism in Eukaryota, Metazoa, Arthropoda, Insecta, Lepidoptera, Crambidae. The coding region runs from base 105 to 1094 and encodes 329 amino acids. The record is from RefSeq and is a predicted model, not a curated record. Gene Ontology annotation, molecular function: uridine phosphorylase activity. Gene Ontology annotation, biological process: nucleotide catabolic process; uridine catabolic process. Gene Ontology annotation, cellular component: cytosol; cytoplasm. The transcript is spliced from 8 exons.